AUGGAUGUUUCCGAACUGUGCAUCCCAGACCCUCUCUGCUACCACAACCAGUUGUUAACCAGAAUGCCCUCUGAGGACCGCCACCUGUCCUCCAGCUGUGGCUCCUACAUCAAAACUGAGCCCUCCAGUCCCUCUUCCUCACUCGUAGACACCGGCAGUCACCACAGCCCCAGCGGUAACUCUGACGCCAGCGGUGGGUACGUCAACGGCACCAACGGACGCUCGCACGCCCUCGAUUCCCCCCCAAUGUUCAACCCAGGCAUGCUCGGAAGCGGCGGCGCUUGUCUGCGUCGCUAUGAGGACUGUUCUGGUGGUGUGGCGGACGACUCGCCAAUCAAGUGCGAGUAUAUGCUCAAUGCCAUUCCCAAGAGGCUGUGCCUGGUGUGUGGUGACAUCGCCUCAGGUUACCACUAUGGGGUGGCCUCCUGUGAGGCCUGCAAAGCCUUUUUCAAAAGGACGAUACAAGGGAGCAUUGAGUACAGCUGUCCAGCCACCAACGAAUGUGAGAUCACCAAAAGGAGACGCAAGUCUUGCCAGGCUUGCCGCUUUAUGAAAUGUCUUAAAGUUGGCAUGCUGAAAGAGGGGGUACGUUUGGACCGGGUGAGAGGAGGACGACAGAAGUACAAAAGGAGGUUGGACACAGAGAACGGGGGUUACCUCAGUCUCACCAUCCCCCCUCCAGCAAAAAAACCACUGACUAAGAUCGUCUCCCAUUUGCUGGUGGUGGAGCCGGAGAAGAUCUACGCCAUGCCUGACCCCACCAUGCCUGAUGGUGACAUAAAGGCCCUGACCACGCUGUGUGACCUGGCCGACCGCGAACUGGUGGUCAUUAUCGGCUGGGCCAAACAUAUCCCAGGUUUUUCCAGCCUCUCGCUGGCUGACCAGAUGAGUCUGCUGCAGAGUGCCUGGAUGGAGAUCCUGGUGCUGAGCAUCGUGUUUCGCUCGCUACCCUGUGAGGACGAGAUAGUGUACGCCGAGGACUACGUGGUAGACGAGGAGCAGGCGAGGCUGUCCGGCCUGCUCGACCUGCACGUUGCCAUCCUGCCGCUGGUCCGACGCUACAAGAAGCUGCGUGUGGAAAAGGAGGAGUUUGUCACGCUCAAAGCCAUUGCCCUUGCCAACUCAGACUCCAUGCACAUAGAGGAUCUGGAGGCAGUCCAAAGGCUCCAAGAUUCUCUCCAUGAGGCUCUGCAGGACUUUGAGGGCUCCCAGCAUGCGGAGGACCCUCGGCGGGCAGGGAAACUGCUAAUGACCCUGCCCCUUCUCCGUCAGACGGCCGCCAAGGCUGUUCAGCACUUCUACAGCAUCAAGAUGCAGGGCAAAGUCCCCAUGCACAAACUAUUCUUGGAGAUGUUGGAGGCCAAGGCUUGA
Messenger RNA from Lampris incognitus (smalleye Pacific opah), 1371 nucleotides. RefSeq names its product steroid hormone receptor ERR2-like. The transcript has 7 exons. The record is from RefSeq and is a predicted model, not a curated record. Gene Ontology annotation, biological process: regulation of DNA-templated transcription. Gene Ontology annotation, molecular function: zinc ion binding; steroid binding; sequence-specific DNA binding. Gene Ontology annotation, cellular component: nucleus. NCBI's taxonomy places the organism in Eukaryota, Metazoa, Chordata, Actinopteri, Lampriformes, Lampridae. Bases 1 to 1371 code for a protein of 456 amino acids.